AUGUCUCAAGUCAUUAGUGAUGAUGUUGCUAUAUACCUUCACAUCUCACUUAACGUUGUCGUCCGUUCCGUCAUUUCGGUUGCUGGCGUUGUCACCAACCUCAUCAACAUGAUCAUCUUCUCCAAACUGGGUCUCAAAGACAGCAUGAGUGUGGGUCUGUUUUCUCUUUCACUAACGGACUUUCUAGUGACAGUUAUCCAACUUGCAAGUGCUGUUACUUUUGUAAUGGAUCUUCUGUGUGUGAACGCUGGCGUUGACAAGAAGUAUUUAGGCUACUAUUCACUGGCGUGGGCUAUAAGCGGUGUCUACCAAAUCUCCUGUUGGAUCACGGCUAUGAUAUCUAUAGAGAGGUGUUACUGUGUGGUUUUCCCGUUCAAAGUCAAGGCAUAUUCUGAAGUUAGUGCAGUCACGACAGACAUGUCUCAGGUAAUUAGCGAUUCUUGCAUGAUAUACAUCAAUAUCUUUGUCAACGUUGUUGUCCGUUCCAUCAUCUCCGUUGCUGGCGUGGUCACCAACCUCAUCAACAUGAUCAUCUUUUCAAAACUGGGCCUCAAAGACAGCAUGAGU
Molecule: messenger RNA, 567 nt
Organism: Candidula unifasciata
Lineage: Eukaryota; Metazoa; Mollusca; Gastropoda; Stylommatophora; Geomitridae
Source: the annotation of a GenBank genome assembly